UAGAUGCAUACAUGCUGGUAAUUACCUACAUAGCUGCACUUUUCUGUAGAAUACUCAUGCCUACAGAACAAGCUUGACUUAUGUCUGUCCUUAGCAUCUCUACGCCUCACGACAACCAGGCGGGGGUUUACCUUGUGACCACGAACAGCACCUGUCCCUCAGCAAUAUGUCGAGGAGGUCGGCGCUGAGCGCCCUCGGCGCAAGCAAUGGCGCUUUCGAGUCCGUUGCCAGGAUGGUGGCCCGGCCCGCAGCGAUGCGGCGCCCUUUCUCGACCACGCAACCAAGAGCCUCCAUAACCCAUUUCACGCCCACGUCGUCGGCCGAGCUCGACGAGGUGCUCAACACGAUCCGGUACAAGAUCAUCCUGCCGGCGUACCUGCCGGAGGACCAGCGGCGGCGGAUCUACCUGGCGCGGUACCAGAAGCAGCUGCAGGCGGACCCGGUGGUGAUCGAGAUCGACGGCGAGGUGAUCAAGUUCCACUUCACGGACCCGCUGACGCAGAUCCCCAACACGCGCCGCAGCGUCCUGCAGGCGCUCCAGCUCUGCCGCGAGCCCGCCGACUUCGUGAACCUGCGCCCGCUCUUCGAGGGCCUCACCUACGCCAACCGCACCUUCCCCCCCGACUUCUACUGCAAGGUCAUCCGCUCCGUCGGCCGCAAGGGCCGCAUCUACGAUAUUAUCGAGUGCGCCCGCGGCGCCGCCCGCACCGGCUUCCGCCUCGACUCCAGCGAGAAGGUCAACGAGGUCCUCCACUUCGUCCAGAUGCGCGCCGCCGACGCCGCCUGGGACCCCCGCGUCCUCCGCCAGUGUCUCCGCUGGGCCGAGAUCGUCCUCGACCUCACCCAGCACGCCAACCACCGCCGCGCCGAGCCCCUCCUCCCCGGCGAGCUGCCCCUCCACCAGGACCCCAUGGUCCUGCUCGCGCCCCUCCACCUCGCCGCCUCCCUCGUCGAGCAGUACGACAUCGACGCCGCGCGGGCCGCCGCCCCGGACGACAGCGAGGCCGUGACCGAGGCCGCCCCCGCCCCCGCCCCCGCCGAAGCCGAAGCCGAGGCCGACGGUCAAGCCCCCGGCUCGAACGACGCCGAGGAGACCGCCUCCCGCGCCGCGAACCGGGCCCAGGCGGCGGCCAAGGCGGCGCGGUACGCGCUGUACGUGGCGCGGCUGUGGCCCGAGGGCAGGCGCCUGCGGGAGGUGCAGCCGGCGGCGGCGUACGAGGACAGCACGCGGCUGGGGUACCUGCGGCCGGGGAGCAAGUUCGUGGCGCUGGCGACGCCGCUGCUGCACGGGCUCGACGUCGCCCUCCGCGUGCUCGAGCCCGCGCUCGCCGACCCCCUGCGGCCCCGCCGCGACCUGCUCGCCGCCGAGAUCGACGAGGCCCGCGCCGCGCUCAACCUCCGCGCCAGCGCCGUCUGGGAACAGUUCUUCGGCGACGGCAUGCUGAGCAGCGAGCGGGACCGCCUGCCCGACGUGGCGGAGGCGAGCGCGUGAGCGAACGACGCGCAGAGGGAGGUUUGGGGAGCCGAGGGAAGAAAAAAGAGAGAGAGGAGAUGGGGGGGGGGGGGGGG
This is a messenger RNA of Durotheca rogersii, 1569 nucleotides long. RefSeq lists its product as uncharacterized. NCBI's taxonomy places the organism in Eukaryota, Fungi, Ascomycota, Sordariomycetes, Xylariales, Xylariaceae. The record is from RefSeq and is a predicted model, not a curated record. Bases 167 to 1492 code for a protein of 441 amino acids. The transcript has 2 exons.